This is a messenger RNA of Aspergillus welwitschiae, 1593 nucleotides long. Its product is annotated as putative peroxisomal carrier protein. The record is from RefSeq and is a predicted model, not a curated record. The coding region runs from base 354 to 1361 and encodes 335 amino acids. The transcript has 4 exons. NCBI's taxonomy places the organism in Eukaryota, Fungi, Ascomycota, Eurotiomycetes, Eurotiales, Aspergillaceae. Gene Ontology annotation, biological process: transmembrane transport.
UCUGGUUUUGUCUGUCACUGACCAGGCACUCGACAACGCUUUGUCUGUGAUCGCUUCAAACUGUGAACACUGCGGUCGCCAGAGUCCCCUCACACAGUCUAGACAGCCUGUCACCCUCCGAUCAUUCCACACACACUGAGCUGCUAGACUCUCCUGGGAGUCCCCGCUCCGAAAUAUCGCCAAUUAUUAUUCCGCACCGCCAUAUUAUUCUCAGGUAAUAAGUCCGAUACUGGAAUUUCGGUCAAAGUGUAUCAUAAACGGUUUGGGACGCUGGUCGAUAUUCUUCUCGCAUUUCUCGUUACGCCAAAUACCUCAUCCAUUCAAUCCACCAAAUAUACCAUUUCGUUACAAGAAUGGCAGGCCAGUCGAAGCCCGCACUUUCCCCUUGGGGAAGUGCCGUUGCAGGUGCUACAGGUGCAGUUCUAGCGAACGCUUUGGUCUACCCUCUCGAUCUAGUCAAGACGAAGCUUCAAGUACAAGUUAAGACAAACGACGCGAAAGACGAGAACUCCGAAACAGUUCACUAUAAAUCGACAUUAGAUGCGAUCACCAAGAUUGUCGAAAAGGAAGGAGUCGAAGGUCUAUACUCCGGAAUCGUUGGCUCACUCAUCGGUGUGGCGUCCACCAACUUCGCCUACUUCUACUGGUACACCGUUGUGAGGGCCUUCUAUAUGGCAUCUAACAAGGUCCCUAAACCUCCUGGAACUGCCAUUGAGCUUUCCCUCGGUGCCGUGGCGGGCGCGGUCGCCCAGAUAUUCACUAUUCCCGUUGCCGUAAUCACCACACGGCAGCAGACACAAGCCAAGGACGAGAGGAAGGGUUUGAUUGAAACUGGAAAGGAGAUUGUCGAUAGCGAAGAUGGUUGGACUGGUCUAUGGAGAGGACUCAAAGCUAGUUUGAUCCUGGUGGUCAACCCGGCAAUCACAUACGGCGCCUAUCAGCGCCUCAAAGAUAUCAUUUUUCCAGGCAAGAACAGUCUGAAGCCUUGGGAGGCUUUCCUCCUCGGCGCUCUCUCCAAGGCGCUAGCUACUAUCGCGACGCAGCCAUUGAUCGUGGCCAAGGUCGGCCUCCAGUCCCGCCCACCUCCAAGCCGCGAAGGAAAGCCUUUCAAGACAUUCGGCGAAGUUAUGCGCUAUAUUGUGCAGAAUGAGGGUCUCCUGUCCCUAUUCAAGGGAAUUGGGCCCCAGAUCAUGAAGGGUCUCCUUGUGCAAGGCCUUCUGAUGAUGACUAAGGAGAGGGUUGAACUCAUCUUCGUUCUUCUUUUCGCAUACCUGCGCAAGAUUAGAGAGCAGAAGCUCAAGAAGCUGGCGGACUCUGCUGCAUCGACAGCGAAGACCAGUCUUCCGGCGACCCUCAAAUAGACGUUUGAUUGAUUUUAAUUUAUGGCUCGGUAACUACCAUUUUUAUUGUACGAAUUUGUUUUUAUCCUCACUGCGGCGCACUGGUUGUGGGAUUUCGCCUGUCCUGUCAGUUUUUUGGUAUGACCGAAGAUACUACUGCAGUUGUCUAUAGAUAAUAACAGCAUGAUAUCUAGAACAUACAAUAGCAUCAAAAGGAUCAUCGCACUGCGGCAAGGGACUAACUGACUGUGCU